Molecule: messenger RNA, 270 nt
Organism: Protopolystoma xenopodis
Lineage: Eukaryota; Metazoa; Platyhelminthes; Monogenea; Polystomatidea; Polystomatidae
Source: the annotation of a GenBank genome assembly
AUGGAAGUUGGGGAGGUUCGCCUCGAGGGAUUCGAACCAGCCACCCUCAGAGUAAGGGACGCUGACAGUGACAAUGAAGACGAGUCCGAGCUCACAGCGGGACACGAAGUGCCUACGGGAGGCCUGCCGGCCUGCCGGCCUGCCAACGGGCGCGAAACUUCUCAUUAUUCACCAAAAGUCAGCACCGCCGGCCGCCUGGAGUCUGAAUGGAUCGACGGCUUCAUCAUUGUCCUAUUUACAUAUUCACGAAACUCACGACUUUACCAAUAA